AUGCUAAUAGUAAAAGGAGAAGAACUUGUGUAUAACACCACUGUAAUGUUAAUAAAGAGCAUUGAUCUUUCAUCAAAUAAUUUAGAAGGUGAAAUCCCUCAACAGAUAGGUAGCCUCACUUUAUUGGGUACCUUGAACUUGUUGAGAAAUCAGUUGACUGGUAACAUGCCCUCGAUUGAUGGAAAUAUGUAUGGGCUCGAAACUCUUGAUCUCUCAAACAACCGUCUUUCUGGACAGAUUCCUCGAACCAUGGCAUCUUUAACAUUCUUGGUGCACUUGAAUUUGGCUUAUAACAACUUGGUGGGGAGAAUUCCUUUGGGCAGCCAACUUCAAACAUUCACUGAUCCGUCCAUUUAUAUGGGCAAUCCAUCAUUGUGUGGGGUUCCUCUUCCAACAAAAUUCCCCGGAGAUGACACUUUUACUGCUACAAAUGCAAAACCUAAUAAUGAAGAUGGAAGUGAUAAGUUGUGGUUCCUUGUCAGCAUGGUACUUGGCUUUGUCUUGGGCUUUUGGGGCGUUUGUGGUACAUUACUCGUGAAGAAAUCAUGGAGGUAUGCUUAUUUUCGAUUUUCUAACGACACCAAAGAUAAGGAAAAUUUAGAUUAA
Molecule: messenger RNA, 606 nt
Organism: Prunus armeniaca (apricot)
Lineage: Eukaryota; Viridiplantae; Streptophyta; Magnoliopsida; Rosales; Rosaceae
Source: the annotation of a GenBank genome assembly